GCCCUAUUUAAACUCUUCACUUGUUGUGAAUUGGCCACAAAGGUCUUCAAGUCUUAAACCUCCCUUCUCAACUCUAUUAGUAGUUUAGUUAGCCAUCUCUACUUCAAUGAGUUAACAUCUUGAUAAAAAACCUCUUCUCUUGUCUUCUACUUCAAUAUUGUCAAAUGAUUUUUAGUCAACAUUCAUGCAGUGCAUCCAAUUGAGAGAUUCCAUGGUGGAUGACCAAUCUACAUCCAUUAAACUCAUCUUUGUGACAUCCUUAGAUGAAAACCAUAACAGAUCUUAUAGGAAUGGACUUUGUGAGAAAUUGAAACACUCUCAGUCUAAAUGGAGUGUUAGUCUUCAUUACCGCUUCUUCAAUGUAGUUGAAAGACUUGGAGGGAAAAAAAAUGAAAAUCAAGCUUAUGGUGUUAAGCUUUGUGAUAAAUUGAAACACCCUCCGUCUGGGUGGAGUGCCUGUUUUCAUCACCCCUUCUUCAAUGUAGUUGAAAGACUUGGAGGGAAAAAAGAUGAAAAUCAAGCUUAUGGUGUUAAGCUUUGUGAUAAAUUGAAACACCCUCUAUCCGAGUGGAGUGCCUGUUUUCAUCACCCCUUCUUCAAUGUAGUUGAAAGACUUGGAGGGAAAAAAGAUGAAAAUCAAGCUUAUGGUCUUAAGCUUUGUGAGAAACUGAAACACCCUCAGUCCGAGUGGAGUGCCUGUUUUCAUCACCCCUUCUUCAAUGUAGUUGAAAGACUUGGAGGGAAAAAAGGAGAAUGUAACAUAUCUUUUGCUAAUAUCACCCUUAGUUUAGAGGGAGAGUUUUUUAGUGAACUUAGUUUCUAUUUAACAUUAUAA
This is a messenger RNA of Ipomoea nil (Japanese morning glory), 835 nucleotides long. RefSeq lists its product as uncharacterized. The coding region runs from base 185 to 835 and encodes 216 amino acids. The transcript is spliced from 5 exons. The record is from RefSeq and is a predicted model, not a curated record. NCBI's taxonomy places the organism in Eukaryota, Viridiplantae, Streptophyta, Magnoliopsida, Solanales, Convolvulaceae.